Racocetra persica is the source of this 385-nucleotide messenger RNA. The record is from the annotation of a GenBank genome assembly. NCBI's taxonomy places the organism in Eukaryota, Fungi, Glomeromycota, Glomeromycetes, Diversisporales, Gigasporaceae.
GAAAUUUCUUGAAGAUCUUGCAAAGGUCGCUAACAUCCGCAGUUAUAUCGUUUCACAGACGAAUUAUGAAUCUAGUAUCACCAUCUCUUCACCUGAUGAAGACAUGGGAAUGCUUCAGGGAACCACCGAAAUGGCACAUCGAAGUAAAGGUGAGUCCAAAUAUCAUACACCAAUAAAUAAAGGAAUAGAUAUAGCAAAGAAUGAAGUAUUUCGAAUAGCUACUAACAAUGUUAUUACAAAUAACAAAGAAGCCAAUACGAAAGUAAAAAUCACUACCACCAAAUCCAUUGAAAUUAAAGGUACUGGUGGGACUAAUUUAAUUCCUUUUUUAAAACAAAUGAGAGAUGAAACAAUGGUUCAAGAGAUUCAGAACUUUUAUGAAUGA